AAAAGCCGCCAUAACGUCGUAGCCGCAACUUUUUGAGGUUAUGUGAAAUUACUGUCUUGUUCCAUGUGACACUUGAUACUCUUUGAUAAAUUAAAAACUUCAAACAUAAUGAAGGAUAACGAUCUUAUCGGCUUUGCCGACCCAAAUACGAUCAGUGACAAUGACGAAAAUAAUGAAAUUGCUGAUAUUAAAAAGAAAAUUUGCAAGAAAUCAGGUGGAUUUCAAUCUAUGGCUCUUAGUUUUCCAGUGUUAAAAGGAAUCCUCAAACGUGGAUACAAAAUACCCACACCUAUACAAAGAAAGACUAUACCAUUGGCUCUUGAGGGAAGAGAUAUAGUAGCGAUGGCUAGGACAGGCAGUGGAAAGACCGCUUGUUUCUUAAUUCCUUUGUUCGAGAAACUCAAGGUGAGGCAGGCAAAGACGGGUGCACGUGCAUUGAUUCUGUCACCUACGCGUGAGCUGGCAUUGCAGACAUUAAAAUUCAUAAAGGAAUUAGGAAGAUUUACUGGCUUAAAGCCAGCAGUAAUAUUGGGUGGAGACAGUAUGGACAAUCAGUUCAGCACAAUUCAUGGAAAUCCUGACAUCAUUGUAGCUACCCCAGGUAGAUUCCUGCAUAUAUGUGUAGAAAUGGAUUUGCAAUUGAAAAAUGUUGAAUAUGUCGUCUUUGAUGAGGCUGAUAGAUUAUUUGAGAUGGGUUUUGGGGAACAAAUACAAGAAAUUGUGAACAGAUUACCAGAAUCGCGUCAAACAUUAUUGUUCUCUGCUACCUUGCCUAAAAUCUUAGUAGACUUUGCGAAAGCUGGUUUGAGUGAUCCGGUUUUACUUCGUUUGGACGUUGAGAGUAAGCUGCCUGAAGGAUUGACUUUAUCCUUCAUCACAUGUCGUCCUGAAGAAAAAUUGGCUGUACUUCUGAGCCUACUCAAGAGAAUUAUUAAGCCCGAGUCGCAAACAAUUAUAUUUGCGGAAACUAUGCAUCAUGUGGAAUAUAUUCAUCAGAUAUUGGAUAAGGCGAAUAUAUCGAACACCUUUAUUUAUUCAAAUUUGGACCCUUCCGCGCGUAAAAUAAACGCAGCCAAAUUUCAAAUUGGUAAAGCGCGAGUUCUUAUAGUGACGGACGUUGCCGCUAGAGGAAUAGAUAUACCACAUCUCGACUACGUGAUUAAUUUUAAUUUUCCUGCAAAAUCUAAACUCUUCGUACACAGAGUAGGACGAUGUGCUCGAGCUGGACGCGCUGGAACGGCAUAUAACAUUGUGAGCUCAGACGAAUAUCCUUAUCUCUUAGAUCUGCAUCUCUUUCUUGGCCGGCCUUUAACAAUAGUACCGACUACAGGAGUCUCUGAAAACAUGGAAUCCGCAGUAGGAAAAUUACCACAGGCCAUGAUAGAGGAAGAACUGGCUGAAUUGAUAAAUUGGCACAGUACCUCUACCGAUCUUAAAAAUAUGCAAAAGGUAUGUACCAAUGCCUACCAACAAUAUAUCAAAUCGCGACCGAGUGCUUCAACGGAAAGUGUUAAAAGAAUUAAGGAGCUUCGCAUAAAUGAAGCUGGAAUUUUACCCGAGUAUUCUGAUGCAACAAUUUCUCAUGCAGCUGCAGAUAUAAUAUCCAGGAUGAAAAAUUAUAGACCACAAGGAACGAUAUUUGAAAUUGGUACGAAAACAAACUCAACUGACUAUCAGGUGAUGAAGACGAAACGAAUGUUUCACAAAGAGAAUAUUCUUAAUUUCCAUAAAAAAAUAGAGGAUCGCAAAACUGAUAAAAUCAAUACAGAAUUAUCUAAAAAAAAAGUCAAUUUGCCGUCCAGCAACGCGGAAGAAAUUAAUGCUGCGUUCAGUACAGUGGUGGUUCCAAAGAAAAAAAGCAGUGACGAUUUGUACAAAAUUUCAAAAAAGAAGAAAUAUACAACGAAACGGGAUGAAGAAUAUUAUAUACCUUAUUCUGCACCAGAUAAGCAUACGGAGGACGGUUUAGCAGUUAAUACAUUUACCACUGAAGUUGAUAAGGCGCAAAUGGAUUUAACGGCAGACAAUGAAGAGGGUCGACAUCUUCAAACGCAGUUGAAAAAAUGGGAUAGGAAAAGGAAGAAAAUGAUCACUGUCGAAAAAGAUCAGAAGGCGAAAAAAAUACGCACUGAAUCGGGUGUAUGGAUACCUGCUACAUACAAAACAAAUCGUUACAACAUGUGGAAGGAAAAAAGUAAGAUCGACGAAAACGAUAGCGAAGAUGAUGAGGAGGAAUUUUCACAGGCAAACAACUUACGGACCACAGCAAAUACACAUUGGGCGCGGCACAAUCAAAAGCUUAAAGAUAAAAUUAAAGUAAAGAAUGAAUUAAAGAGACCUGAACAAAUCUUGAAGGCACGCAAGCUAUUAGAAAAAAAACGUCAAAGAAACGGGAGAAGAAGAAAUAAAGGUCAAAAAAAUCGUACAAAGAAACAUUAAGUUGUUUUUAAUUUUCGAAAUACAUUAGCAUUGUAAUAGUCAA
This is a messenger RNA of Monomorium pharaonis (pharaoh ant), 2482 nucleotides long. Its product is annotated as ATP-dependent RNA helicase DDX54. The coding region runs from base 109 to 2439 and encodes 776 amino acids. The record is from RefSeq and is a predicted model, not a curated record. Gene Ontology annotation, cellular component: nucleus. The transcript is spliced from 12 exons. Gene Ontology annotation, molecular function: ATP binding; RNA helicase activity; RNA binding. Lineage: Eukaryota; Metazoa; Arthropoda; Insecta; Hymenoptera; Formicidae.